Messenger RNA from Rubroshorea leprosula, 3543 nucleotides. The record is from the annotation of a GenBank genome assembly. Lineage: Eukaryota; Viridiplantae; Streptophyta; Magnoliopsida; Malvales; Dipterocarpaceae.
AUAUAUGAUAUUGAUUUUGUUUUUCAAAAUGAUUCAUACAUAAUCGAGGACAAGGGUAGAACGCAAAGAAGGGAAGCAGAGAGGGGCAUAUAGGGAAAGAGGGAAGAACAAGACUCUAACGUAAGACCAACCAGGCUCGUAAUCGAACUGUGGAACUGGAACGUAGUAGGGCGGUGAAUGUAUUGUUUUCAUUUUGACUUUUAUUUAUAUUUCAUAAUUUUCAUUAUUCAUUAUAUUCUUCGUCUGUUUCUUCGGCUUCCUUUGUUGAAUCGACAACACCAAACCCAAACAGAACCUUACGGAACCAAUUUUUCAAUCUUCACUUUCCAUUUUUUCUCCCCUGUUUUUGGUGAUUUGGUCGGUUUCCAAACCCCAUUAAAGUUCUUCAUCCGUUUCGAACCUAACUCACGUUUCCUCAAUUUCCCCUUAUCCCAUUGCACAUCACCUUCAAAAUUAUCUCUUUCAUGUUUCUUCAAACUUUUCUCCUCUGUGAAUCAAUUUUUAGUGUUUUGAAGGUGUUUGCUGAAAGUACUGUUCCAGGAUCAUCUUCCAAAGGUUCAAAUUUUAAGAAUUUUUUGCAUCCGUUGAUAGGUAGAAAACUGCACUGGGAAUGAUGGUAUCAAGAUCCUGCAUAAGUUUGUUGGAUUUGGCAUCCGGGGAUAUGUUGAAUUUCCCUCAGACUCCUACAAAACUUCCGCGAGUUUUAACUGUUCCUGGUAUUAUUGCUGAUGAAGAUGGUGGACUCCAUGAUGGAGAUACUGAUGUUCACUCAUCUCAAUCCCAGGAAAAGAAAAUCAUAGUGGCAAAUUUUUUACCAUUACAUGCUCAAAAAGACUUGGAAUCUGGUAGAUGGACCUUUAGUUUUGAUGAGGAUUCACUUCAAUUACAAUUGAAGGAUGGGUUCUCUUCUGAUGCUAGUGUUGUUUAUGUUGGGUCUCUGAAGGUUGAUGUCGAUUCAAGUGAACAAGAAGAGGUUUCUCGAAAACUGCUGGAGGAGUUUAAUUGUGUGCCCACAUUUCUUACUCCUGAACUUCAGAACAAGUUCUACCAUGGGUUCUGUAAGCAACACUUAUGGCCCCUUUUCCAUUAUAUGCUACCUAUAUGUCCUGAUUAUGGAAAUCGCUUUGAUAGAUCACUUUGGCAAGCUUAUCUUUCUGCUAAUAAGAUAUUUGCUGAUAAGGUCAUGGAGGUAAUAAAUCCUGAAGAUGAUUACGUGUGGGUUCAUGAUUAUCACCUUAUGGUUCUCCCCACAUUUCUGAGGAAACGUUUCAAUCGAGUCAAGUUGGGCUUUUUCCUCCAUAGUCCAUUCCCUUCAUCAGAAAUAUAUCGGACUCUUCCUGUCAGGGAUGAAAUAUUAAGAGCACUUCUUAAUGCAGACUUGAUAGGUUUUCAUACUUUUGAUUAUGCUCGUCAUUUUCUCUCAUGUUGUAGCAGAAUGCUUGGUCUGGACUAUGAGUCCAAGAGGGGAUACAUUGGACUUGAUUAUUUUGGUCGCACAGUCUACAUUAAAAUUUUGCCUGUGGGAGUUCAUAUGGGCCGACUCCAAUAUGCAUUGGGUCACCCCUCUUCUUCUACUAAAAUCAAAGAAAUUCAGGAGCAGUUUAAGGGUAAAACGGUUAUUGUUGGUGUUGAUGACAUGGACAUAUUCAAAGGCAUUAGUCUAAAGAUAUCAGCUUUGGAACAGCUUUUGCAGCAGCGUCCAGGGUUGCGGGGCAAACUGGUACUGGUUCAAAUCAUAAAUCCUGCCAGGAGCACUGGGAAAGAUGUUCAGGAAGCAAAGAGGGAAACAUAUGAGAGUACAAGAAGGGUAAAUGAUACUUUUGGUUUUCCAGGUUAUGAACCGGUGAUCCUGAUUGAUCGUCCUGUCUCUUUCUAUGAAAAGGCUGCCUAUUAUGCUUUGGCAGAAUGUUGCAUUGUAAAUGCAGUGAGGGAUGGGAUGAAUCUAGUCCCAUACAAGUACAUUGUCUGUAGGCAUGGGGCACCCAAAAUGGAUGAAGCUUUGAAGAUAGCCUCUGGGUCUCCUCGUUCAAGCAUGCUUGUUGUUUCAGAAUUUAUAGGUUGUUCUCCAUCUCUAAGUGGAGCAAUCAGGGUUAAUCCCUGGGACAUUGAUGCUGUAGCUAAUGCAUUGAAUAUUGCCAUCUCAAUGCCAGACUUAGAGAAGCAGUUGCGGCAUGAGAAGCACUAUCGCUAUGUUAGUUCUCAUGAUGUUGCUUACUGGGCUCAAAGUUUUAUGCAGGAUUUGGAGAGGGCAUGUAGGGAUCACUACAGUAAACGCUGCUGGGGUAUUGGUUUUGGUAUGAGUUUUCGGAUAUUGGCUCUUUCUCCAAGUUUCAGGAAGCUCUCCAUAGACCUUCUUAUCUCAGCUUAUAAGAAGACAUCUAGAAGGGCAAUAUUUUUGGAUUAUGAUGGGACGGUGGUGCCCCAAAUGUCUAUUGUUAAAAGCCCGAGUCCUGAAGUUAUCUCAGUGCUUAACAAUCUAUGUAGUGACCCUCAGAACACUGUCUUUAUAGUUAGUGGUAGGGGGAAAAACUCUCUGAGUGACUGGUUUGCUCAAAUUGAGAAUCUAGGCAUUGCAGCUGAGCACGGAUACUUCGUAAGGUGGAGUAGCAAGUCUAAUUGGGAAACCAGUCCAGUGGCUUCAGAUUUUGACUGGAAAAGAAUGGCUGAACCGGUGAUGAAAUUAUAUACAGAGGCAACUGAUGGGUCCUAUAUAGAGACCAAGGAGAGUGCCUUAGUAUGGCACCAUCAAGAUGCUGACCCCAAUUUUGGAUCUUGUCAAGCAAAGGAGCUCUUAGAUCAUCUUGAAAAUGUUCUUGCCAAUGAGCCUGUUGUUGUAAAGAGAGGGCAGCAAAUAGUUGAAGUCAAACCACAGGGAAUUACCAAAGGCUUGGUUGCAGAGAAAGUUCUUUCGACAAUGAUCAUUGAAGGGAAACUUCCCGAUUUUGUUUUGUGCAUUGGUGAUGAUAGAUCCGAUGAAGACAUGUUUGAAAGCAUAUUAAACACUGCUUAUAGUUCCUCUGUCUCUUCUGCUCCUGAAAUUUUUGCCUGCACAGUUGGCCAAAAGCCUAGCAAAGCUAGGUAUUAUCUGGAUGAUACUGCUGAUGUGUUGACAUUACUUCAAGGCUUAGCUGGUGCAUCAAGUCUGAAGUCAAGGUCUUGUGCAGAACCUGAAGUUGCAUUCGAAAAUAUUGUUUGAAUGUUUACCUUAGUGUUUCCUUGUGAAUGAAAUUAGCUUGGUGGUUCUAGUUGGUUGGUUGGUUAGGAUGCGGAUGUGCUGAACUUGAUGACUUCUGGUAUAACAGAUAGUGGAUAAUUUCAUCUUUUUCUAGAUUGUUGGAUAGUAGGUAGAAGGUGCUGGCUGGUGGAAAUAGUUUCUAAUUUCACAGGGGAUACCAUUUCAACAUACAGAAAUAGAUCAUAGAUGUUCCCAUAGGUAGUAUUGCUGACAUGAGGGCAUCAAUGGCUUGUGUACAAAUACAGGUUUUACAGUUUUAGUCAUUACAUGAAAUGCAUUUCUGAUUUUUAUGCAUAUUUGUUUUUGUG